CGUCGAGCCCGUCUACCUCCCCCCCACACCCUCGGGACCACCAUGGCGCCUCUCAAGAUUAGCAUACCGUCGGCGAAUGAGAAGACGCCUGAAGGCGGCAAGCCCUAUACGGCCUACACGGUCAAGAUCGAACAUGCUUUCCCACGCGCAGCCACGAGCGUGUCGAAACGAUACACGGACUUCUCCACACUCGACAGUGCCCUAAGAUCGUCAGUUGGAUCUGCGCCACCUGUUGCCCUGCCGGCAAAAACCUGGGGAAUCGGGGGUUUCCUGGGCUUGGGCGGAGGAACGGCCACGCCCGACGCCAUUGAGAAGCGAAGAGUCGGACUUGAACAAUAUCUUCGAGCCAUCGAAAAUGCCGAAGACGGACGAUGGCGCGUCAGCAGGCCGUACCGUGACUUUCUCGAGCUGGACGACAAGGAUGCAAAGAAACCCGCCAGCUUCCCAGGUUCACAAUUCGGCAAGGACAGGGUGCGCGACUCGUCGGAUUGGCUGGACAAACACGGAGCUCUGAAGAGUAGCCUGCAAGAUGCACGCAGGUGCCUGACAGCCCGCGAACAAGCCAUCGCUGCGACCGCGCAACACGAGGCUGCUGCGAAUGCGAAGAAGAGCCUACUCCGCGCCAGCACGCUGCUCUCCGCCCUGGACGAGGGACUGGGGAGGCUGAGUGGGAGCUCGGGAGACGAGUGGUCUGGAGAGAAGCUCGGUGAGGGCGAAAUCCGGCGAAGGAGAGACAUGAUCAGUAGCAUGCGCAAAGAAAAGGACGGCCUGGAGAGCGUGCUCAAUAGCAUGGCUGUCAAAGCUGCCAUGUCGGGCAGCUCUUCAACACCAUCUACAUCCUCGGCAGCUGUCACACAAGAACAGAAAGCCGGCCUGUUCAAAGGCGCUCAGUCCUCUGGCCGACGCGUCCUCGGCGCUCCACAAGAGACGGAGCGAACGCGCGAACUAGACAAUGAGGGUGUUCUGCAGAUGCAGAAACAAAUCAUCCAAGACCAAGAUGAGGACUUGGUGGAUUUGACCACGGUUGUGCGGAGGAUGAGGGACAUGGGCGUGGCGAUUAAUACGGAGAUUGUAGAGCAGAACGCCAUGCUAGGAUUGUUGGACGAGGACGUGGAGAGAGUCGACGGCAAGAUCAAGAUUGCAAAGAAGAGGAUCGCCAAGAUACGAUAG
Molecule: messenger RNA, 1170 nt
Organism: Parastagonospora nodorum SN15
Lineage: Eukaryota; Fungi; Ascomycota; Dothideomycetes; Pleosporales; Phaeosphaeriaceae
Exons: 1
Coding region: 43-1170 (375 amino acids)
Cellular component (GO): intracellular membrane-bounded organelle
Molecular function (GO): phosphatidylinositol binding
Source: RefSeq, a predicted model, not a curated record